Messenger RNA from Diospyros lotus (date-plum), 656 nucleotides. RefSeq lists its product as uncharacterized. The record is from RefSeq and is a predicted model, not a curated record. NCBI's taxonomy places the organism in Eukaryota, Viridiplantae, Streptophyta, Magnoliopsida, Ericales, Ebenaceae. Bases 121 to 336 code for a protein of 71 amino acids. The transcript is spliced from 3 exons.
AGCCUCAUCUUGCAAGAAGAAUGACAGGGCAGCGCUGCUCUGUGUGAUCUCUUCUGCUCGUACAUUGCAGUUUGCAUCAUUCGCACUCUUCAGCGAGAGAACGAACGAAGCAGAGCGAAGAUGAUGCGAACGAGGUUGGUUUGGUUCACCUUCGGAUUCGGAUCUUCGGCGGCUGCAAUUACUCACUUCAUCUUCAAAGAUCUCUGGAUCGAUCGCCAGUCUCUCUCUUCACAUCUGAAGGAGAAGUUUGAUGCCCUAGAUGCCAGAGUCUCCAAUCUCGAACAGGUCGUCAGUUCCAAUUCCAUGCCGCCUCAGGACGAAGGAAAUUUGGGUUGAAGCACUAAUCUUGUGCACUACAUUUACGGUUGAAGCAUUUUAUUUUUCUUAGAUCCUGAAGUUCUGCUAUGUAUCAUGUGGAUGACCAGAAUCUGUUACAUUGAGGAAUUCAGAAUUGUUUCCGGCUUUCCACAGGAUCUACCCCUGAGGAGUCAUAAUAGCUGUGCCAUGUAGCUUUUUUUUUUUUUAUUUCUUGCAAAGUCUGUAACUUCAAAGAUAUCACUUCAUCUGUACUUAUUACAAAAACUUUUGAAGGAAGAUUAUCUUGUUUUAUUACUUGGACUAAUUUUUAAUAAUGCAUCAUUUCUCCUAACAGAUAA